This is a messenger RNA of Calidris pugnax (ruff), 2586 nucleotides long. Its product is annotated as cytosolic phospholipase A2 epsilon-like. Gene Ontology annotation, molecular function: calcium ion binding; calcium-dependent phospholipid binding. The record is from RefSeq and is a predicted model, not a curated record. Gene Ontology annotation, cellular component: cytosol. The transcript has 21 exons. NCBI's taxonomy places the organism in Eukaryota, Metazoa, Chordata, Aves, Charadriiformes, Scolopacidae. The coding region runs from base 1 to 2586 and encodes 861 amino acids. Gene Ontology annotation, biological process: glycerophospholipid catabolic process.
AUGGCAGGGCUCCCUGCUGUUGCUGUGGAUCGGUUCAUCCGAGCGAACCCACGGAGGAAGAUCGCAAUCGGGAGGAAGAAUCACGAAAGGCCACGCGGCGCCGAAGACGAGGUACUGUACAGAGCACAGCUCCUGGGCUGUAUUUUUCUCAUUGUUUUGCAGCCAGAAGUACCUCAGUUAUGCUGGCUUACUGUAAAAAUUAUAAGCAUAAGAAAUCUCCACAAAGCCGAUUUGUUGAGCCAAACUGAUUGCUACAUCAAGCUGUGGCUGCCAACAGCUUCCUGUCGGGAAGCCCGGACAAGAACCGUACGCAACAGCAGAAACCCUGUCUGGAAUGAAGCUUUCCACUUCAUGAUACAAAGAGAAGUAAAGAACAUCCUGGAGCUGACAGUCUGCGAUGAGGAUACUUUUACACCAGAUGACCAGCUUUUGACUGUUCGCUUUGAUGUAGCUAAAAUCCAACCUGGAAAAAAAGUUCACGUGAUUUUUGAAUUGAAUCCAGAGAAUCAAGAAGAACUAGAAGUGGAAUUUCUGCUGGAAAACAUUCCAGGUGUAUCUGAGAACAUCAUUACUAAUGGCGUACUAGUGUCUCGUGAAGUUUCCUGUUUGGAAGUAAAUGUGAAUGAAGCAAAAAUGCAGAGCCCUUACACAAGGAGAGAUUUCACGUUCACAAUGAAAGGAUCCUAUGAAGGAGCCCGGGAUGUUUCCAUAGGCCCUCACUGCAGACAGGGAAGCAGUGAAACUGCUGUGUUCCACUACGUCAAGCACAGUCAACCCAGACUGUACAUCACACCACCCAAGGAGCGUUUCUUCUGUCAUUGUGGCUCAGCUAGGAGGGAAAUGGAUGUAAGUAGUCCACUGGCUGUGCCUCUCCAUUCUCUGGACUUGGGGAAGAAAGUGACAGUGAUGAGAGGUGAAUCUUAUGAGGUGUCUGUGAAGGAGGAAGAUGGUUGCAAGAAUUUAGAUUUGCGUUUGGGGUUUGAUCUAUGCGCAGAGGAGCAGGAUUUCAUCUGUAAAAGGAAGAAGGUAGUUGCUGCUGCUCUGAAAAAUCUUCUUCAUCUAGAUGAAGACCUGCAGGAGGAUGAGGUGCCAGUGGUGGCAGUCAUGACCACAGCAGGGGGAGUGCGGUCCAUGUCGGCUAUGUUUGGCAGUCUGCUGGGUCUCCAGGAGUCUGGUGUUUUGGACUGUGUCUCGUACAUCAGUGGUUUGUCUGCCACAACAUGGACCAUGGCAAAGUUAUAUGAAGAUACAAAUUGGUCACAGAAGGAUCUCAGAGAGCCAAUUGGUGAUAUCAGAAAGCAUGUCAUCAAGAGCAAGCUGCACUGUUUCUCAUUGGAUCAUAUGAAAUACUAUGAAAAGGAGCUUUGUGAAAGAAAGCAAGAGGGGCACAAGCUGUCCUUUACAGAUUUAUGGGGACUCUUCAUUGACUGUAUGCUACAUGAUCAGGAAAGUACUCACAAGCUCUCUGACCAGCAACUGGCAGUAAAUCAGGGGCAGAAUCCAUUGCCCAUAUACCUGUCCCUCAACGUCAAGAAUGACUUUAGCACUCUGGAUUUUAAAGAGUGGGUGGAGUUCACACCUUAUGAGGUGGGUUUCCUGAAAUAUGGAGCCUUUGUUCGUUCAGAGGAUUUUGGGAGUGAGUUCUUCAUGGGUCACCUGAUGAAGAAGAUUCCAGAGUCCCGCAUCUGCUUCUUGGAAGGCACAUGGAGUAAUAUAUUUUCCCAGAAUUUUAUGGAUGCUGUCUACCUCUCGGGUCAUUCCGAGGACUUUUGGCACAGAUGGACCCGAGGCACUGAGCGUAACAUUGAGGAACACCCUGCUCUGCCCAGGAAGCCUCAUGAACAGCCAACUUGCUUAUCCAUUCCCAAAGGUUACCUUUCCAGUACUCUUCGAGAAAUGAUGACCGGACGGCCAGUGGUUUCAACUUACCAUAAUUUCCUCAAGGGCUUGCAGCUACAUAACAAGUAUUUAGAGAAUGAGAGAUUUUGCAUGUGGAAAGACACAGUGCUGGAUUCUUCUCCCAACCAGAUGAAUGAAAUGGGUGAUUACCUGAAGCUGGUAGAUACAGCUUUCUUCAUCAACACCAGCUGCCCGCCCAUUCUGAGGCCAGAGAGGAAAGUGGAUGUCAUUCUGCAUUUAAAUUACAGCGGAGGAUCACAGACUCUGCCGCUGGACCUAUUCUCAGAGUACUGUUUGGAGCAUGGGAUCCCGUUCCCCGGCACAGACCUGAGCCAGGAAGACCGGGAACACCUGAAGGAGUGCUACGUGUUUAAGGACAACUUAGAGGCACCAAUCGUGGCCUAUUUCCCACUGGUGUGUGAUACCUUCCAAAAAUACAAGGCACCGAACGUGGAACGCAGUCCCACGGAGAUGGAACAAGGAAGAGUAGAUGUGUCCAACUGUGUUGCUCCCUAUGGCACUGGCCUGCUUACAUACACUGAGGAGAAUUUCAACAAGUUGCUGAACCUGUGCAGCUACAACAUCCUGAAUAAUAAACAUUUAAUUCUUCAGGCUUUGCGAACUGCAGUGGAACGAAAGAAGCGAGUUAAGAACUGUUCGUCACCUCAGUCGUGUAAACUCUCUUAA